Anopheles stephensi (Asian malaria mosquito) is the source of this 1806-nucleotide messenger RNA. RefSeq lists its product as uncharacterized. NCBI's taxonomy places the organism in Eukaryota, Metazoa, Arthropoda, Insecta, Diptera, Culicidae. Bases 447 to 1124 code for a protein of 225 amino acids. The transcript is spliced from 4 exons. The record is from RefSeq and is a predicted model, not a curated record.
GAUAUCACCUUACUUUCUUGCUCACGACUCUACGGCACGUUUCGCUUUAGACGUCCUUUGCAUUCAUCACACGCGGAUUCGGAAUCGAUAUAUCACGACUUUGCACGACUUAAAGCCCAACAUAAAGAAGGAAGGCAUUUUGAAACCCCCCAUAACCUCGAACAUGAACUCUUAACCCACAAACAGGUGUGUAACCUUGCGCCGCUGCUAGAUAUCGCUUGUUGAUUGACACAUGAAACCAAGAAAUCCAUCUCAGCAGUAUCAUGGCAACAGUUUUUGAGUGAGUAGAGCAUAUUAAAUCACGUAGCAGUAGCCACAGUCACAAAUGGAUUAAAAAUCCAUUGAGGUAAACUUGUUCAUACUGUGUGUUUGUCUGAGUUGGUCGAAGUCUCGGGAAGAAAUCAGUCACCGGCCAUAUCAAAACCCAGCCUACCGGAUGCAUCGAAAUGGUAACACAGCAUGAAGCCUACAUCCGCUACUCCUGGACCUUCCGCUUCAUCUGCCUUGCGCUACCGCUCAUUAUACACCUGCGAGUCAGUAGUGCGCUCGACUAUGUGCACGGUAAGGAGAGCUCCGUUGCCCUGGAACCCGACAUUGCCUCCGCCAUAUUCGUCAUCAGCGUAAGCCUGGCAUUAAACCGCAUCCUAGCGAACGUUAUUCCAUUCUACGCGGAUGAAGCGCAACAGCAGCUAGCGUUUAAGGUAGAAACCGGUCUGAUUUGUCUAACCAUGAUCCUGGCGAACAUUGUGUUCUGUGAUUUAGCGUUGCGGUUAAUAUGGAUCCCGAUACAGUACGCGCUGUGGUGGAUCUGCAGGAAAAGAAUUUUGACGCUACUUCUCAAAGCAUUAUUAUUUUUUGUAAAAGAUGUGGCCCCGUUCCGUCCAUACUAUUUGAAGGCUCUGGCGGCGUCCAGUUCAAAGAGAGCCUUCCAUUUCCUGCGGCUGAUGACAGUUAUACAAAUUCUACACUUAGUUUUGUUACGACUCGAGAGGUAUUCCAAGCCCACCGAAGCGAGUAUUAUUGAAAGGAAUUUGUCAACAUCACCGUUAGAUGCACCGGAAGGAUCAUCGCACGAAUCCCACGUCCAACAGGAGAAACAACCGUUUGAAACCCCAUCCUCUUAAAUGACUUCGAUAGUUUCGUUGCUUCUUGCCCUGGCAGUACAUGUGGGCUACAGCGUUCCAGUUUUCGUGUCUUUGAAACCUUUGUGGCAAUGUAAAACAUUUUUCUGUAAAUUUCGAAGAACGCUCAUCGUUUCGUCCAGUGUAUUGUGGUUGUCCAAAUUAACCAUCUUUUCGAAUCAAUAUCGCCAACAACUUCCACGGUACGUGCAAGCUGUUGUUGAGUGUGUGCUAAAUGUGGUCAUUAUUGAAGUUGCCAACUAUUUCAUAUGGUGCGCUAUUGAGUGUCACGUCCGGAAAGCAAUAGCAGAGUUAAGCACGCUACACAUCUAUCAGGAUGCAGGAGGUGAUAUCGUGAUUGAAACACUGCUCUCAGUUUUAGCUUGCACUAUCACCUUCUUCAGCAUAACAGGGACAGGUUACUGGCAAACGUUGAAAUCACAAAGAUUUGGUAGUACACCGAGCAAAGCGGCAACGGACACGCUUAUACUCCCAGCAAUGUCCCAAGAGUUAAUGUUGGCCCUGAAUGAUGCGACUGUAUCACGGCGUAGGAAGCGAAGGACUAGGUCGCGGUCUAGCUCAAGAUUAGGACCAAGGCGUACAAGAUCAAUGUCUAGGAGAGCGAAAGCGACGCGAAAUAAACAAUAAAAUUUGUCAUUAUACUAAUGUUUAUCACUUAGCACAA